This is a messenger RNA of Plasmodium vivax (malaria parasite P. vivax), 4824 nucleotides long. RefSeq names its product calcium-dependent protein kinase 3, putative. The transcript has 6 exons. Gene Ontology annotation, cellular component: nucleus; cytoplasm. NCBI's taxonomy places the organism in Eukaryota, Apicomplexa, Aconoidasida, Haemosporida, Plasmodiidae. The record is from RefSeq and is a predicted model, not a curated record. The coding region runs from base 1 to 4824 and encodes 1607 amino acids. Gene Ontology annotation, molecular function: calmodulin binding; ATP binding; calcium/calmodulin-dependent protein kinase activity. Gene Ontology annotation, biological process: peptidyl-serine phosphorylation; protein autophosphorylation; intracellular signal transduction.
AUGAGAGCUAGCAUCGACAAACAAAAGAAGAAGAGGAAGAAGAAAAAAAAAAAUUUGUUCUCGUUGCAGGAUGGGAGCGAAAAGGACAGCACGAAGGUGGAGAGCACAGAUGAUGCGAAUUCACUCACCGGAAGUGAACCCCCAAGUGGUGGAGAGGAGCGUGUCCCCCUUCAAAUCGCAAAGGGGAGAAACGCCCCCCUAAGGGAGGUAGCGGCGGGGACGACUUCCACAAAGACAACUGCGAAGAAGAAAAAAAACGCAGCGAAAGGAAUCUACCCAAACGUGAAGAGGAAGGACGCACCCUAUGGAGAAAACGAACAGGAAGAGUUCGCGGAGGAUAUCUUUGAAAAUGAAAUUUUUGAUGAGCUACAGUUUGUGGAGGAUGAACACGUGGAAUACAAAAUGUAUGAUUCGUAUUCCAACGCGGGGCUGAAACUGUUGAGUAAGUACUCGGUCGACGAUGGGAAGGGGGAAAGCACCAAAAGGAAGAGAAAGAAAAAAAGGCAGGGAAAGGAGGGGCAGGAAGAAGCGGGGAAUGCGGGGCAAUCGGAACGGCAACCAGAGAGCUACGCCAAGUACAGCUACAACGAUGAGGAACCGCUCGAGGGAAACCACAACGAAUUCGACUCGGACAUUAUCAAAUUUUUAAAUAGAAAUAAAAAGAGCGUUGACUAUGACAAACGGAAUGGGCGUCCGUUUCAGAAGGGAGGCACCUACUCGUACGUCGCCAGUGAUAGUUAUGGUGGGAAGAGGGGGAAACAGAAACAGAUGCACGCUGCUCGGGAAGACAAGGAUAACUAUGAGCAUUACCGGGAGGAGAACGCGGACUAUUACGACCGCGAGGAGGAGGGAGGAGAGGAGGGCGAACAGAGUGAUAGCAGUCAAAGUGGUGACGAUCGAAGUGGUGGCAGCCAAAGCGGUGACGACUAUAACACUAGCGCAGCGCGGUAUACGUACGAACGCGGAGGCGGCGUAGGUGGAAGCGGUAAAUUUAAAAGGGGUGGGUCACUGGGGCAGGAGGGAGAAGAAGAUGAAGAGGAAGACGAGGAGGGAGAAGAAGACGAUGAGGACGAGGAGGAAGAAGCAGACGAGGAGGAAGAAGCAGACGAGGAGGAAGAAGUAGACGAGGAAGAGGAAGACGAUGAGGACGAAGCAGACGAAGAGGACGAAGCAGACGAUGGAAGCGAGAGCGGUCCUGACCCCCUGGAGCGGAAGGACGAAACCAACGCGGAAGACCCAAUCCGCAGACGCCCCCUCGCGAACGAGCUCCAGUACCGAAACGUCUCAGCGGGGCCGCACAUCUACGACAAAAGGGAAGACGGCCAUUUUGAAAAUGAAGAGAACACGUGGAACGUCACAAAAAAGGACCCAACAGAACGCAUAUACGGAGGAGAGAAAAGGCAUGAAAUAGCAUUUGAACACAGCAGGAGGGGGAAGGAAGAAAGCCCAAAAGUAGAGUACCCCGAAAAGAGGCAAAAUAAAAAAUCCAUAAACAUUAACGUAAGCGAAAGUGACUUAAAAAAAAGCAACACGUCCUAUGGGAGGCAAUACCCCACGCAGAGGAGUGCCUGGGGGGGGAAAUCACCCCUGAGGAACGCCUUGAACAUUGGGAACCCCAACCUCAGUAAGGACCAUUACAGAUUUAACCUCCCCGGUGGGGAAGAUAAGCUAAUUAAGUUUAAUAUAGGUGGCCACGCGAUGGGCAACGGCAGGAGCAAGUCGAUUUACAAAGACGAGAGGAUAAACGCAUUCGACCACAUGAUUCAUUCGUCGCACCAGAGUGCCCACGCAGGGGCCGACGACUAUUUUUUAGCAACGGGGGGUGAAGAAGCAGGAGAAGGGGAAGAAGCAGGAGAAGCAGAAGAAGAAGCAGAAGAAGAAGCAGAAGAGGCAGCCGCAUCCGCAGCCGCAUCCUCAACCGCAAACUGCGCAGACGGCCGCUGGGGCCAACCCAGCCGCGAAGAAACGCAGAAGGCGCAGGACCCCCAGGGGGAAGAGAAAAAAAAACACAACAUCAAAAGCUUCCUAGACAAAAUAAAGCACAGGAAAAACAACGAAGAUCUGCUUAAGCGGGAGCAGAGCAAAUACGACCAUGCGGAAAGGAGUGAAAAAAAGGACAAAUUCAAAAUGAAGUUCACGGACAUUUUGCACGCACGGACGCUGGGCAAUUUUUUCCACCGCAACAAAAGCGUCGCCGCGAAGUCUCUGUCUCCCCAGCGGGAGAGGGACGCCAGCGCCGAGCUGUGUGUCAAGUCGAACGGCGUGGAGAAGUUCGGCUGGCUCCACGGGGGCAGGGCUGGCAACCAUCAGAUGAGAGGCGACAACCAUCAGAUUAGAGGCGACGAUCAGCAUAGCCAGCGGGAUGAUCGCUACCCCCAGCAGCAUCGCCAGCGGGAUGACCGCCUCCCCCCACAGCCGUACAUGAUAAAAGACGAGGUGCCACACCACAGCACAAGGGACGCGGUGAAAAUUCUGGACAUCUUUUCGGAUCAAGGGGAAGCCACCAACGACGGUGCUAUCACGCACAGUGGAGGAAGCCCAUAUGACGACAAGGGGAUUCCCAAAAGGGGAAGUAAGAACGCUCAGGAGCUUUCCUACAGAGGGGGCUCCUCUCCCAAAGAAGCGAUUGCUUCCAAAUUUUAUGAUUCCUUUAAAGUGGCCCCCACCACAUGGGAUGGAAAAAAGAGCGACAUGGGGAAGCUACCCGAAAGGGAUAAGAAGAACCCAAAAGAGGAGGACCCCAAAGCGGAGGACUUCAAAACGGAGGACUCCAAAGCGAUCGGCUCAAACGACCCAACUGGUGAAAAACAAAGAAGGAGGUAUCACACAAGCAGGCACGAGUUAGAUGCAGACACGAGCAGAAAGGCGCCCGGGAAGGAGAGUAAUCUACCCAUGGUAUACGAACAGCUGUAUUAUAGAAGCCGCCCCCUGGGGAAUGAAAAUCAAAUGGCACAACUGGAAGGGGAUCUAAAGAAGGGGAGACAAAUUACCCUACAGGGAGGAAACGGGAGGGAUGAGGAGGCAGAUGUCAGAAUGGAACAAACGCUAAGCAGAAAAAUGAUCGAGAACAAUGAGCUGAAGAAACGAAAUGAAAAUAAUGAAGAAGUGUUGGCGACCCCAUUUUAUAUAAAAAGCAAAAUUGAUAAGGUUCUAAAGAAUAGAGAAAUUUUCGAGCGAUCUGCAAGGGCCACCUUUCAGCAGUUCGAUGUGAAAAAUAAGAACUUCCUGCACUUCAGCGAGAUAGAGUCACUGAUCCAGAAGCUCUGCUUCAAUUUGGAGCUCCCCCCCGUGGAUAAGAACAUCCUGUCCAUCGUGUACAAAGACUACGACAGCAGCAAGAACAACCGCAUGAGCUACACGGACUUCCGGCAGAUGUACUGGGACCUGCUGAAGCAGAUUAAGAAGAAAUACUACCCUACGAAAAAUUUAAAAAUAAAAAGGAACUGCAUAAUCAGCAGGAAGAAGCUGGGAGGAUACGAUUACUCAUCGAUUUAUAAUUACCUCAGUUUUAAAAAAAUCCUGGGGUGCGGUGCCUUUGGAGAGGUACACCUGGUGGAAGACAACAUCUGUAAGUUAUAUAAAGUGGUAAAAAUUUUGAAAAAAAAAAAACUAAAAAAUAUAAAGAUUAAUGAAGAAAUUAAUGUCCUCAUAUAUCUAGACCAUCCAAACAUUAUAAAAAUAUUUGACGUCUACGAAAACGUAGACUGCACUUACAUUGUCAUGGAGCUUUGUGAAGGAGGGGAGCUGAUGGAAAAGGUAGUCAAGUCCGCCAUAUUUAAUGAAGAUUAUAUAAAAAAUAUAAUGUUUCAAAUCCUGUGUGCCAUAGCGUACAUGCACAGCAAUAACAUCGCCCAUAAAGACUUAAAACCGGAGAACAUUUUAUUCAAAUCCAAGGGGGAUGACACUUUAAAAAUUAUUGAUUUUGGACUGGCCGAACUGAUUAACCACACGGAGGGAGUUAGCAAAACCGCUGCGGGGACUGUCCUGUACAUGGCCCCGGAAGUUUUUAAAAAAAAUUUCACCAUCAAAUGCGACAUAUGGUCAGCUGGGGUGAUUAUGUUUUUCUUGUUCUCCAAAAAUUUGCCCUUUUGUGGGAACACCUACGACGAGAUCAAGCUCAGCAUAUUCAAGGACGAGCCUGACUACAAGAGCUUGCGGGGCCGCUUGUCCCAGCCCGCGCUCCACAUGCUCAAGCUCAUGCUGGAGAAGGACCACACCCGGCGCCCCAUGGCGGCAGUGCUGCUGCACCACCCCUGGUUCCAGGGCUUCCUCGACCCGGUGCAAAUCAACCCCAGCACGCUCAGCAACAUAAAGGCCUACAUGAAGCAAUCCAACAUCAGGAACAUCAUCGUGAACAUAAUGGCCCACGAGCUGAGCGUAAUAGACAGCCACUUGAAAUACAUCAACGAGCUCUUCUGCAAAAUAGACACCAACCACAACGGCUCGCUCAGCCACGGGGAAAUUUACGCCGUGCUGGCCAAUGCGGGCAUCAAGAAGUGGGACAUCAACCGGAUCGUGCAGGCGCUGGACAUCAACGACCGGGGCAGCGUCACCUACACGGAGUUCAUCGCCGGAUGCUACCGAUGGAAGGACAUCGAAUCGACCUUCCUAAAGGCGGCCUUCAACAAGAUCGACAAGGACGAAGACGGCUACAUCAGCAAAAGCGACAUAGUGACGCUCGUGCAGGACAAGGUCAUCGAGAGUCACGACGUGGACAACUUUUUCGCCUCCGUGUUUCUCGUGAAGAAGGGCUUAUCUUGCGAGCGGCGCGCGAACAGGAUAAACUUCGAAGACUUUAAGGAGUACCUUUUAAGCACGUUUUAG